AUGUACGGAGUCGACCCGCCCCUUACCAUGAAGCGCGUCCGUAGCCAGAACUCCCAAAAAAAUCCACGCAACAAAGUAGUAGUGCGUGUCCCCGCAACCUCAGCGAACAUGGGCCCGGGCUUCGACGCACUCGGUUUGGGCCUAGAUAUUUGGAACGAGAUUAGUGUGGAGCGCGCGGCAAAGUUCAAGAUCACGACGGAGGGCGAGGGCGCCGGCGCCAUCCCGGAGACGGUGGACGACAACGGCGAGUCGAACCACAUGGUCAUCAAGGCCCUUAAAAGAGCCUUUGAAUACGCGGGCGAACCCAUGCCCCGGGUCAAGGUCCACUGCCGGAACCGGAUCCCGGUUUGUUCCGGGUUCGGGUCGUCGUCGGCGGCUAUUGUGGGAGGUUUAGUUGCUGGUCUAGCCUUGGCUGGCCUCGAGUUGCGAGCGGGCUACGACCCGGGCCACCCCCAGUGGCUGCCCGAAGAACUUUUACAAUUAGCGACGGAGAUGGAGGGCCACCCCGAUAACGUGGCGCCGUCCAUCUAUGGGGGCAUCCAGUUGUCCGUGCAGCUCUCACCGGUCGACAUGGGCGGCGGGCCUCGACUGAAUGCUCAGCUAGCCCUCUCUCGUAGAGUCCCCAUCCCCGAGGGUCUACGCUUAGUAGCCUACGUGCCGUCCGAAGCGACGAGGUUCUCCUUCGCCUCUGCGGACAAGACGAAUGAAAUGAGAGCUCUGUUGCCUCCGGAUGUCCCCAGAGAACAAGCCGUCUUCAACAUCCAGCGCACGGCGUUGUUGAUCGAUUGCCUUCAUCGCGGGGACCUUAGUCUCUUAAGAUUCGCGACGGAGGACGUCCUGCACCAGCCGGCGCGCGCGACGAUCUAUCCUCAUUUGAAACCGAUGUGCCAGGCGGCGAUCAACGCCGGCGCCCACGGCGCCUUCCUGAGUGGGGCGGGACCGACCAUCUUAGCGAUCUGCUCGGGCGCGACGGGCGGCGACAUCUUCACGCAGACGAGGGAAGAAAGACAGGAGAACGGCGUCGCGAAUGCGAUGAGAAGAGCGGUCGAUUCAUUAAGCACGAAGCACGACCAGUGGAAGGGGGGCAAGUUCUACAUCUGCUCGCCGUGCUACCAGGGCUGCCACGUCGUCUCGGCCGACCCGCCCAUGUCCGACGCGAUGGCGACGUUCGGCACGCUCGACGGGGACCUCUAG
Molecule: messenger RNA, 1194 nt
Organism: Pelagomonas calceolata
Lineage: Eukaryota; Pelagophyceae; Pelagomonadales; Pelagomonadaceae
Source: the annotation of a GenBank genome assembly